Molecule: messenger RNA, 1244 nt
Organism: Coccinella septempunctata (seven-spotted ladybird)
Lineage: Eukaryota; Metazoa; Arthropoda; Insecta; Coleoptera; Coccinellidae
Exons: 3
Coding region: 909-1244 (111 amino acids)
Source: RefSeq, a predicted model, not a curated record
CACGAGGAUUGAGCAAAUGAGGAACUGGAGAGCAAUAAGCAAUUAGUGAGCUGAAAGUUUCACUCCCUGUCGCCAUCAGAAAAUGAAAUCAGGGACCAACUCCCAGGGGAAUACCUCCGAUAGAACCUAACGGCACAUUUCUCUUCUUGGAUCCCAAAAGAAGUAACCCGUGUCCAUUCUGAACACUUCUAUUCAUUUUCAUCAUCACAUUCACGAGGUGAGAACAGAAAUCGGUCCCAAACCCCCCUACUGACACGACCGCCCGCUAAAACCGAUAAAAAUGUUGUCCAAAAAGCAAAAUUGAUAAAUGAAAAAGCCAAGGAGUCUGCGCGUUGCGAGACAAAACGACAUUUCAACAGCCAGCGGGCGUUUCAGAUGUGGUAUCCAGCAUCCAGCAUCAGUCGCGAUAGAAUUUUGCGCACCGUAGCACGCGGGCAGUGACGUCGAUGUUUUUCCGUGCAGAAUUUUCGCGCGAGUAAUACGACGUUUCUUUGCUGUUCUAUCAAAAUUUUUGUGAGAAUUUGUCAGUUGGCGUUCCGAAUGGAUAAGAAAAUUUAAAUAUUGCAGAUCGUCACUGGUUCUUUUUAAGAUAUAAUUGAAAAGCGCCAGCACGAACCAGAGCGUGGUGAAAAGAAUAAAGCCAAAGCUCCAUCCUCCGCGCCACAAUAAAACCAGAGGGAGCAACUGACCCGCCAUUGUGUCUGUAGACAAUGUGUGAAUAUAUGCGGCGAACGUGUUUGCCAUAAUGUCCGCCAUUCCUAGGCGCAUUCACUUCCAACCGGGAUAUAUCUCAAGAAGGACAAUAGCAACCGCGAAAUCCGUCAACCAUAUUUCGUCAACCGUUCGCGUUUCUCGCAAUCUAUGAGGUGCUGAUUGUCGAACAUUGAAGAAGAAAUUAGACAGGACCAAUGUGCGGUAACUCUAAAGGUACCCUUGCCCGUUUCGGCUUGUUCCUGGGGAUGGUGGCGUCAGUAACGCUGCUCGUCGCGUUCGUCAGCAACUCGUGGCUGACUACGAAAGAGCCGGUUCUGCUUCCGAAUUCCAGGAUAUCGACAACCAUACAGUUCAGGAUCGGAUUGUGGGAGGUGUGCCCGUUGGUCAAGAAGGUGAACUCGACAAUACAUGUGCCAAGGCCGUCGUGUGCUGCUAUCAAGUAUGAAGGUUGGCGGGACAUCACGCACACAGAUUUGGGCCUAUGGACGCCACUGGAAUUGGGACCAGCGUUUAUAACCAGGAUGAGGUAG